CAAAACCAGUCAAAAAAUGGAGAAUUUCCAACCGGAAGAAGAAGCUCCUGGCUUCAUUUGCUAUAACUGUCCCACAGAGAGAGUUUUUCGAGAUCUGGAAGCCAUUACGAGUCACUAUUACAAGGCUCAUCGCAAGUUCAAGAAAAGCUGCAGCGAUCCAAAUUGCGGUAACAAAUUUCCCAACUCUCCAGAAAGGGAUGCGCGCUGGAAUGAGAAACACUCUGAAAGACAGCUCCACCGGAAGCCCAAGAAACAGAGGAAGUCAUGAAUUCUCUCUUCUUUUUCUUUCUCUCUGCAUAAUUCUUUCUUUCUUUCUUGAAUUUAUUAAUUGACAAAUUGGUUUUCUUUUUCUGCAUUCAAUUAAUUCAUAAGCAGAGC
This is a messenger RNA of Rubroshorea leprosula, 378 nucleotides long. The record is from the annotation of a GenBank genome assembly. NCBI's taxonomy places the organism in Eukaryota, Viridiplantae, Streptophyta, Magnoliopsida, Malvales, Dipterocarpaceae.